This is a messenger RNA of Linum trigynum, 1038 nucleotides long. NCBI's taxonomy places the organism in Eukaryota, Viridiplantae, Streptophyta, Magnoliopsida, Malpighiales, Linaceae. The record is from the annotation of a GenBank genome assembly.
CCCUAAUCCAUUUUCCGUUUAUCCUUCCGAAUUCCGAUAUCUAUUCCAACAGCAAAAAUUCCGAAUCCUCCAUCCAUUCCCAUUUCCCUUCCCCCGAUUUUGCUCCCCACAAACCACCGUCGCAACGGCCAACGAACUCCUCCCGAUCAUGGGUUUCCGCGCUCUGUUCCACCGGAAAAAGUCCAAAAAAUCGGCCUCUUCCGAGGACUCCCCCGCCGCCGUGGCAUCAUUCACCGGAUCCGGCUCCCCUCCGCCGCCGAUGCUGCGGUGCCCGGUGGAGGAGCUGGAGCAAGUCUUCCGCAAGUUCGACGUCAACGGCGACGGCAAGAUCUCCGCCUCCGAGCUCGGCUCCAUCAUGUCCAGCCUCGGCCAGAAGGCCGGCGAGGAGGAGCUCCAGAAAAUGAUCACCGAGUUCGACGCCGACGGAGACGGGUUCAUCGAUUUCAAGGAGUUCGUGGAGCUCAACACUCAGGGGGUUGGUUCCGAGGAGGCGAUGGUCAAUUUGAGGGACGCGUUCUCCGUCUACGACAUCGACGGCGACGGGUCAAUUACCGCGGAGGAGUUGCACAAGGUCAUGGGCAGUCUGGGCGAGGAUUGCUCCAUCGCCGAGUGCCGCAAGAUGAUCAGCGGCGUCGACAGUGACGGCGACGGGACGAUUGAUUUCGAAGAGUUUAAGAUGAUGAUGAUGAUGGGAUCGAGAUGGGAUUCCAUUCAAGAUCGCGGAGCUGUGAAGGCCUGACCUUUUUUUCCCCUGCGGCGGCGAAAACCUAGAUCUGUAGGUAUUUUAAAAUUUCUUUCAGUUUUGAUUUUUUUCUGCCAUUUUCCCCCCCUUUUGGUUUUUCUCCGUUUUCUUCCCCUUUAAUUGAUGGGAGGAAUCACCAUACAAAUGCUAUUGUGAAUAUCUCUCUGAUGCAAUACAUAAUGGCCAUUGAUGGAAAUGAUCCAGAGCUCUGUCUCUCUUUCAUUUUGUUGAAUUAAUUGGAAGCGAUUGAGUUAUUUCCAUGAGUAACUGAACUUGCAUAAACUCUGGAGAAGCCA